This is a messenger RNA of Ctenocephalides felis (cat flea), 1099 nucleotides long. RefSeq names its product protein ABHD13-like. Gene Ontology annotation, molecular function: palmitoyl-(protein) hydrolase activity. NCBI's taxonomy places the organism in Eukaryota, Metazoa, Arthropoda, Insecta, Siphonaptera, Pulicidae. Gene Ontology annotation, cellular component: membrane. The coding region runs from base 59 to 1099 and encodes 346 amino acids. The record is from RefSeq and is a predicted model, not a curated record. The transcript is spliced from 5 exons.
AUCUUUAGAGUAAAUUAUUAUCAAAACAAAUUGUUUCUAUUUCAUAUUUUGUGACCUUAUGUCAGCAAUGAGAUUGCAGGAUUUAAAAAUUGUACGAAUUUUAGUUGGAGUCUUAAAAAAAUUAUGGGCAAUUUCUAGUGCUACGGCACUGGCGUGUUUAAUUUUAUAUUGGUUUUAUGGGGGCCUUUUGGCUUUCCUUUUAUUGCUAUUUGCUAUAACAGGUAUAUUGUACCAUGCUGAAGACCAACUAAUUUACCAUCCCGAUAUGCCCUCCCACUCAAGAGUGUUUGUGCCUUUGCCGUCCAUGUUUGGCUUACCAUAUGAAAGUAUAUCCUAUAAAGCAGGAGAUGGAACAGCGCUUCAUAUGUUCUUCAUAAGGCAUCCUGGUGAAAAAGGUUUACAUGCCCCUACAAUUGUAUUUUUUCAUGGAAAUGCUGGCAAUAUGGGCCACAGAUUAACAUACAUAUCAGGAUUUUACAAAGCUUUAAAUUAUAAUGUUCUGCUGUUAGAAUACAGAGGCUAUGGUCUUUCUGGCGGUUGUCCUUCGGAGGAGGGUUUAUGUAUGGAUGCAAGAGCUGCAUUAGAUUAUUUGUAUACAAGACAUGAUAUAAAUCAUUCUAAGAUUAUACUCUUUGGAAGAUCUUUAGGUGGAGCUGUUGCUAUUGAUUUAGCCACAAAUGUUGAAUACUCUACAAGAAUUUGGUGUUUGAUAGUCGAGAACACUUUCACUUCUAUUCCAGAGAUGGCAAAAGUAUUACUGAUUUGGAAACCAAUAGAAUACUUACCAUUAUGUUUUUACAAAAACCAGUUUAUGUCACUACAUAAAAUACCAUGCAUGACAGUUCCAACAAUGUUCAUAUCUGGUCAAGCCGAUACUCUUGUACCCCCAUCAAUGAUGACGCUAUUGCAUUCAAGAUGUGGAUCUGAAUUGAAAUAUUUACAUAAAAUUGAAGGUGGUACCCACAAUGAAACUUGGACAAAAAAGGGUUAUUACCAAGCUAUAGCAUCUUUUGUAGAAACAGUCGCUGCACAAGGAACGCUAACACAACCACCCAUGAAGCAUAACAUUGAUGUACAUAGAGUGAUAUUGGAUGUUUGA